Messenger RNA from Drosophila grimshawi, 2760 nucleotides. RefSeq lists its product as uncharacterized. The transcript has 7 exons. Lineage: Eukaryota; Metazoa; Arthropoda; Insecta; Diptera; Drosophilidae. The record is from RefSeq and is a predicted model, not a curated record. Bases 1 to 2616 code for a protein of 871 amino acids.
AUGGAAGUGCUGGAGGAAGGGAAUUUAAUGGACCGCGUGCCCAUUUUGCUGCAACGUGAUUUGGAAUUUUAUCAGACCCAUCAGCGUGUCCUGCAGGAGCCCAUUUGUCCGGGUGUUGUUGGUGGCAAGCUGGACUUUCCUCGCUAUGCUUCGUUUGCAUCGAUAAAACUAAUACGCUGGUGGGAGGAUGAAUACUUUGCUUCCUAUCGUAAGCACUCGGGCCUGUUGCAUACCGAAAAGGAGCUUAACGAGGGCGACUUUAGCAGCAGUACGGUCAAAACCUCUGAUCCGGAUAAGUUUGUGAGUUUGGUGACCAAGUCAGCGGAUCUGCUCUUGGAGCACGUGCAUCGUCUGUCGCAGGAGUCAUUGGAUCACGCAGAUCUCUCGGUACUCACAGCCACCAUCGGUGCUGCGGCCCUGGUGAAGAACUCGCUGAGUGUCUACAUGCAGGCAGCCACGACAACAAUCUGCCCGCCUAAGGGCGAUGAGAAGGGUGGUGCCUUGAAGCUCAGCUUCAAGCAGUACUCACAGAUGUCGGAGGCAUUGGCUGAGCGCCUCCUGGAUCUGCAUUGCCGUCUACUGCUGUUGUACAUCAUCCAGGAUGCGGACUGCCUGCACUGGGAGGACACUCAGCCCUUUUUCGAAUCGGAACGGGGCUCGUACACGGUGCAGAUGUGGUGGCACUACAUGCGUGGGACCAAAACAGAUCUCUGGAACUCGGUGCCUCCGAAGAUGGCACAGAAAAUCUUCGCUGGCAUGCUUAAUGAGACACUCAGCGUUCUCACCGUUCGCUACACGCAGAUCAUCACAAGCGUUGCCAGGUCGCAACUGCAUCUCGUGGACAUCUGCAACAUGCUGCUGUGCAUCGCAGAGCUCUUGCCCCACAUCUGCGAAAGUGGCGAGGCCUAUGUGGGCCUCCAGUUGAGCAACCAGAGCGUCAUCGUCCGCGAUAUCCAUGCCAAGUGCAGGGAGCUCUUCUACUGUCUGUUGCUUCGUGGUGCACCAUUGGGCGUUCUUUCCAAGGUCUUUCGCAAAGGUCUGGAUAACAUGGAAAUGUUUAGUUCGCGUCAUGGUCUGCCCAGCGCUUGGAUUAUAUUUGCGCUGCCCCGAUACUUUCCCAAGGAGCAGUCCUGCCAGUGGGUAACUGAGUUUGCAGAUCUAACCACAAACACAGCCAUCUCAUUGGAUUUGCGCGUGCUGCUGGCCUUUCCCGAAGCGCAUUGGUCGUAUCUGCUGAAGAUUCUGUUGAUGAGAGAUGCCUAUCUGACUGGCAUUAUAAUGCGUCAUCUGAUGCAACAUUUGCCCUCGUCGGAGAACUUUAAGAAUGUGGCGAAACAUUCGUUUACUAGUGCGGAGGGUGCCCCCUUGAAAUGCGAGGCAUUUCUAUGUCGGGGCGAGUGCUUUAAUGUCACCGACUCGAUUGCGGCAGACAUAGAUCCCGUUGGGCAGUCGAAUUAUCAGAUUGUUUUAUCUCUCACCUAUCUGAUUGUGGCCGUGGGCAAGGCUGUCGAUAUCAAGUCUUGCCUGAUUAAGACCCUGGAAGAGCAUGCUGUGAGCGGCUGGAGCGAUUGCUUGGACAAGCGCCAGGUGUGGAAUCAGAAGCGCACCCCUUGGCUGGAAGCCAUAAUGCAUUUCGUGUACCCAGUGCUCGACUGUGUCGUCGAGAUGCUCAUCAAUGCCGUGGAGAAUGGCGCCAGCAUGUAUCAGGCCAUGUCCUUAGCUUUGACUUGUGUCUCAGAGAUUUGGGAUUGCAUGCCAGAGGGCUUGUACAAGAUUACAGCUCUACUACAGGACAUAAUACCUGUUUCGACACGUCCGCUGGGUGACUCUGUGCUGCUCCAAGUGGUUUUCGCCGCUCUCUACACAGAACUCAUUAAAACGGCUGAACUGCAGGAACAGGCUAAAAACGAGGAGAAGGCUGCCAUUUGCUAUUCGUUGUCAGAGGCGAUUUGCUCCGUAGACGAGGACGAUAAGCACACGGACCAAAUCGAACUGUUUCUCAAACAGGCCAAGGAGAGCAUCAACCUGGACACGGAUUUCAGCAACAGCUGUGGACGUGGCGCUGGCGGCAUGAGCGCCGUGAGCACAGUCAAAAUGGAUGACCUGGCGAUGACGAAUGCCGAAUCGGAGCGUUUGAGUCACAGUCCACCGGCCAAUUAUGCCAUGGAGCUGGAUGUGGGCAUUGCUGAUUACAUAGCCGAGGUGCUGGCCAGCGAUGUGCUGACCACAAACAUUGGCAAACAGGCGCUGAAGGUGAUCUAUAAUUAUCUAAAAUUCAACAAGGAUUGGCUGCUGGAGCAGCUGGGCACUGGUGAUAACGAGCCCAGUCCGUUUCAGGGCGUACUGGGCCAAAACAUCAAGGAAGGCAAGACUUCCGUGCUGAAGUCCAUGUUCUUUAUUGGCAACACGCCCUUCGAUCAGUUACUAACUGGCUCGCUAAAGAUCGACUACGUUAGCUGGCUACAAGUGCCGCUUUCCUUGAAUCCGGAGCGGACUUGGCUGCAUCUGAUGCGUCGCUGCGAUUUUCAGGAGGAUGCCAAGCUGUCACUGCCGGAGGUCGCCAUGGUGGCUGGCAUUAGCAAGAUAAUGAGACGGCGAAAAGACUACGCCAAGUGAGGUGGCCUCAGGGCAGAAGCCAGAAGCAUCAUUAGUAUUGCGCAUACGCCGCGAUGUACCCGUAAAGAUGCCAUUAAUGGCGCAUAAUGCAAACAACGCUCUAGCUCCUUAGUUAAAAUGCAAAAAAAUGUUGGCAAACCAGAA